Parnassius mnemosyne (clouded apollo) is the source of this 1137-nucleotide messenger RNA. NCBI's taxonomy places the organism in Eukaryota, Metazoa, Arthropoda, Insecta, Lepidoptera, Papilionidae. The record is from the annotation of a GenBank genome assembly.
AUGAUGUCUAUUCUGUUGGCGGUGGUGACUUUCAUUUGCGUAAAAGCGGGCGCUGCCGAUGAAGCAAUAACUAAUGGCACUGAACUCGUAUUAACCUUCUUGAUCCAUAGACAUGGAGACAGGACCCCAGUUAUAUCCACGAUGGGAUUAAGUGAUGAUCCAGAUGCUUUAGAAGAACUAAUACGCCCUUAUGGAUAUGGACAACUAACAAAUGUCGGAAAACGCCGAAGUUUCGAGAUGGGUAAAUUUAUCCGCCGUCGAUACGAUGGUUUUAUAUCCCCGCAGUACAACUCCUCCGAACUCUAUUUACGGUCUACAGACUCUACUCGUGCUAAAAUGACGGCAUUGACAGCUAUGGCUGGUGUCUACCCCGCAAAGGGUCAAGAAUGGAUAGAGGAUAUAAACUGGGUGCCUGUGCCUUAUACAACUUUACCAGCGAAAUAUGAUUAUAACCUGGCCGUGUUAAACUGCCCCACGCUGACCAUGGCCAAAAUGAAUGGUUCAAAUUCCCCUAAAAUGGAACAGUACCACGAUUCGUUUGAACAGUUUGGACAAUAUGCAUCUGCGCUGAAGCAAGAACCACUCCUCACUUACAUGACUUAUGAUUUAUAUUGCAGUCAGAUAAGCUUGGGUCUUCCCCUAAAACCCAAAUUACAAGAGGCUUUACCGGAAAUAAAAGCAGCAGCAGGAGAAGCAAUCGAUUUGUUAUUUGGAGACGAUAACUAUAUUGCUUUGCAAGCUGGUCCAUUCCUCAAGGAUUUUUUCGAUCAGACCUCAAUUGUCUUAGCUGGAAAUGAUACGCAGAGGCUGAGGAUCUACUCAGCUCAUGACGUUAGCGUCUAUUCCUGGAUGGCAGUGUCUCGAGUGAGACCGAAGCAAGGAGUACCGCCGUACAAUGCGGUUUUUGCUCUGGAAUUAAGGAGAGUUGUUAAAACUGGGCAAUUUGUUGUUUUGCCAGUAUACGUCAGUUCACCUGGAGAACCGAUACAAUACUUACAAGUAGAAGGUUGCGAUUCAGAACUGUGUGAUGUAGACAAAUUUAGGGAACUCACUGCAUCGUAUACUCUUGACGUGAAGGAAUGGCGAAUAAAGUGUGAUUUCGACGAAGAUGUGGAAAUUGAUGAAUCAAAUAUAUAA